Molecule: messenger RNA, 3588 nt
Organism: Drosophila navojoa
Lineage: Eukaryota; Metazoa; Arthropoda; Insecta; Diptera; Drosophilidae
Cellular component (GO): precatalytic spliceosome
Molecular function (GO): metal ion binding; RNA binding
Source: RefSeq, a predicted model, not a curated record
UCUAAUAUUUUCUGCAGUUGCGGCGGCUUCGUUUGUGACAAGAGAAUUUUUUGUUGAGAGGUCGCAUGACAAUUUUAAAAAUUUGUUAAGUACAAUAAGGAACAGGUAAAAGCUUCAAUCCUGGAUCAUCUAUAUUGCAAAAUCAGCUCCACACUUUCAACGCCGUCAGCAAAAGCAAGGCACAACCCGUGGUAAACGCAGCGAAAGCAAAGUAGUCGACGGCGUACUCUCACACACAUACGCACAUCAAGCCUGUGGCACACUCACGUACUCACUCACACAACUUUACACGAAGCCGGAGCCGGAGACGGAGCCUGGUGACAGACCUUUUUUUUUGGCCCUGGCAAGCCGAACAGUGAGCGACAAGCUAGCAUAAAGAGGAGGAACGGUAGCAGCUGUGUCAACUGCGUUUAGCAUAUCAAGGCGUGCAUAGACGAGGAACAAAGCGCGGCUCUGGUUGCGACAUGGGCGUCACCGUGGAGUCGGGAGACGGCAGCUCCAGGUCGUCGUCAGAGUCACCUUCGAACUCGCGUCCUUCGACACCCACAAAGGUAACAGGCGACGAGGACGAGGACUCCACUAUGAAGUCUAUCGGCGAUAAUAAUGAUCCCGGCAUGGAAGUAGCUGGCGAUGCGGACGAUAAGAAGGUUGCACGCUCAGCUUCCAGCAGCUCCUCGUCCUCCUCUAGCAGCAGAUCCAGUCGUCGCGUCAAAAGAAAAAAGAAGAGCUCUGGAAGCAGCAGCAGCAGCAGCAACAGCAGCAGCAGCAGCAGUAGCAGCAGUAGUUCCAGCAGCAGCAGCUCCAGCUCUGACGAGGACGAUGACAAGCUCAAAGCGUCACCAUCAGCAGCAGCUGUUCGAGCUGAUGAUGAUGAUGCCUCUGCAGCCCAUGGCGAGGCUGAUGGCGAUGCUGAUGGUAAUGCUCGUGGCGAAGGUGAUGGCGCUGGUGAUGCCGGCGCUGUUGCUUCUGCACACACAAAUCCAGAUGACGACGCAGAUGCCAUCAGCUCAGUUUCCGGCUCGCCAAUCAAAUCACAUUCGGCCACAUCGGCGCGUAGUCGGAGCAAUAGCCCAGAUCGACUGUACAACCAGGGGGGAGUGGAUCUGAAUAUUAGCCACGAGGAUCUAAGUGAUGUGAGCGACAUCGACAUGGAGAACAAGGCCACCUCCAAGGACUCCACGAUGGUCGGUGACGAUGAUGACGGCGCCCUCUCGAACGACUCGCAGCCAGUCACUCACGCAACCCAAGCUCUCAAUGGCAAGGAUCGUCGGGGCGGAGAGGACAAGUCAGCCAGCCAACCCGCAACAGAUAAUAAAAUGGAGCCGGGCAGCACCAAUGGGUUGGAUGAUCUGGUCAAGGCACACGACGAUGAUGCGCUCGACUUUGAGGCUGAGGAGGGCGAGUGCCCGGAGCUGAAGGAGGCGGACGCCGAGACGGACGGGGCUGCCAAGGCGGGCGCCACAGCAAACGGCAACGAUUCAAAUAAGAAAGGGAAAUCCCCGCCGAAGCAGCUCGAUGAGAACAACAAGGUGGUGCAGCUCGAUGGCGAUAGCAAUGGAGCGGGCGAUGGUGAUGGCGAGGUGGACGAGGAUGGCGAGGACGGGACCGGUGACUCGGACAAUGCCAAAAAGAAGAAAAAGGACGAAGAGCUGGAAGAGGGCGAAGUCUCGGACGAGGAUGAGAAACGCCCCGAGGAGACAGAACCGAAGCCCGUCUGUCGCUUCUACACGCGUGGCCAGUGCACCUGGGGCAUGAGCUGCCGGUUUCUACAUCCGGGCGUCACCGACAAGGGCAACUACACAAUGUUCGAGAGCCUCGUGCGCUCCGUGCCCAUGCAGAGCGGCAGCGGAGCGGGCAACCCCUCGCGGGGAGCGGGCGGCAGUGCUUACAACAGUCAUAUGGCCGGCGUGCCGCCCGCCAGUGACUACCACGACUACCGCAACGAACGUCCGGCCGCGCUGCAUCAUCGGAGUGCCGCGUCACUGCAUCACGGGGGCGUGUAUGCGGCGGGCGGAGCCGGAGUCAGCGCACACCAUGAUGCGCGGAGUGGGCUGAUGAUGCCCGACGGGCCGGUGGUGGUGGAGAAUGCCUGGGAGCGCGGGCUGCGCACGGCUAAGGAGAUGAUGCGCAAGGCAAACAAGCGCAAGGAGCAGGACAUGGACUUUGAGGACAAGAAGAUGAAUCUAACGCUUUCGCCAGAUGAACUGGAAAAAGAUCCGUAUUAUCUCAAGGAGCGCGCCACCUCACCCGCCGUUGUGCGAGAGUUGCCGCCGAGCAAUCCGAUCAGUCACGGGAAUCCGCGCGCCCUAAUGCCCUCGAUGUACUCCAUGUACGGCCAGCCGGCGGAUCGGUAUCGUUUCCCCUAUAUGCCGUCCAUGGCGUAUGAGGAUGUGGAUGCCUAUGGCCGUAUGGCACGGUAUCGGGAGCUGCCGCCGCAUCGUAUGCCACAGUACGAGGACGACCGAAGAUUGCGUCCCGCUCGGGAAGUGAUUGUGCAGCGCGUGGAGCCGGUCGGACGUGGUGAUGAGUGGAGCGAUCCGUGGAUGCGCUCAAAGUCGAUUGGACGCGGUCCGUCGUACGAGCGAGACGACAGGCGACGCCGCGAUCGUCGCAGCUACAGCAGCAAUACAUCCUAUUCCAGCUCCAACAGCUCACAGAGCGAUUCCAGCUCCGACUCGUCGCGAUCUAGCAGCGCGUCGGAUCACAAGCGUCGCUACUCGCACAAAAUGAUGUCCUCCUCCACUUCGCGCCGCCAUGCUGCCGGACGGGCGCGCUCGCCCAGCCAAAUACCACGGCGACCCAGACACACAUCAAAGGGCAGCACUUCGUCAGCAUAUAAGCGCGCCGCGUUGGAGAAGCGCAGCGGCGGCGGACACAGUCCCGCCGCAAAGCGCAAGAAAGUCACCCCGACGCCCAAGAAGUUUGACAAGAUCCGACGCCGUCGCAGCUCCAGCUCAUCUGACUCGGAUUCCUCAGACACUUCAUAUUCGGACUCGGAAUCCGGCAGUUCCUCGUCGGACAGCUCGUCGGGUUCGCGUGAAACGCCCGCGAAGCGCAUGCGUGCCACAGACAAGGCGCUCAACGAGCGCAAACUAAUCAAAAAACCCACUGAACAAUCGACCAAGAAGCGUUCACCCAUUUCCAUUGAGAUUAAGAAAACAUCGAACAUGGUGGGCGUGUCGGCGCUAGUGUCGCCCACCAAUUCGCCCGAUAAGGAGAAGGGCGCUUGCAAGGACAAAGAAAAGGAGAAGGAGAAGGAAAAGGAGAAAGACAAGGACAAGGACAAGGACGGCAAAAAGUCGCGACGCGAAGAGCUACUAAAACAACUGCGCGCCGUCGAGGAUGCCAUUGCAAAGAAGCGCUCCAAACUGACCUGAUAACAUACGAUAGCACCCCUCCCAGUCCCCCAAUCCACCUCAAUGCACCAGCAGUUGCAGCAAACGCUCCCCAAAUGCGAACCAUAUGCAGCAUUCGGUAUACAAUCUGUAGGGUAUGUGUGCGGUCGUCUGUCUGUCAUCUAACUGUUGCCAAGCACGCAAAUGUGGAUUGGGAGCUCAUAGCUGCAACUCGAACUGCAACUGCGACUGC